AGUCACAUUGGAAAAAGGAGUCAACUAAAUGCUGAAUAAAAUAACAAAUGGAAAAAACGGCUAAUAUAAGUGUGUGCAGACAGACAGAAGGAAGCGGACUUCAUUUCCCACAAUGCCGCGCGUCCCGCAUGUGGCAGCCGCGACCUCUGUGACAGAUCCCGAUCCCGAGUUCCUUUCACAGCGAGAGCGAGCGAGCGAGCGCAAGGAGAUCAUGCACUGUGUCGUGGAUCACUGAGAGGCGUUUGGAGCCGGUUACAGCGAUGGCAGCUGAUGUGCACAACAAAGCCGUUCCGUGGGAGACCGCGAAUGGCAGCCUGGCCCCAGUGGAGCGCUUGCGCCAGGACAGGUGUGACAGCCCCACUCCAGGACUGGUGGAGGGGACAGAACCAGGCGCUGGACAAGACAGCCACAUGUUUGUCCACGCGCAGUCGUUUGAGGACCUGACGGCCGAUGGCGAUGACACCCGGGCAGAGGCUGCUGGGUCAGAGAACACGUCGAGGCUCGGGGAGCCGGCAGACGAAGGAGCUCAGGGUUUGCCGAGUGAGGAGGAACAAGUGGAGGAGAAGGAGUCGCACCCGGGCAGCAGGGCCAAAGAGGAGGACGUGACCAGCGAAGCGUGGCGCCGCCACCGGAAGCACGUGUUUGUACUGAGCGAGGCGGGGAAGCCCAUCUACUCCCGCUAUGGCACAGAGGAAGCCCUGUCCAGCACCAUGGGUGUCAUGAUGGCACUCGUCUCCUUCGUGGAGGCGGAGAAGAACAUCAUCCGGUCAAUCCACGCAGAUGGCUACAAAGUGGUGUUCUUGCGCAAGAGUCCUUUGGUCCUGGUGGGUGUGGCCCAGACCCUUCAGUCUGAGAGGGAUCUGUCACGUGAACUCCACUACAUCUACUACCAGAUCAUCAGCCUGCUGACCUUGACACAGCUCAACCACAUCUUCCAGCACAAGCAGAACUACGACCUGCGCCGGCUACUCGCUGGGUCCGAGCACCUCACCGACAACCUGCUCAAGCUCCUGGACCGCGACCCGGGCCUCCUGCUAAGCGCGGUCACCUGUCUGCCGCUGUCCAGCUCAGUCCGGGAUGUCAUCUCCUCCAGCUUGCAGGCCGCCAAGGCCAAGAACCUGGUCUUCUCCAUCCUGCUGGCAGGCAGCCACCUGGUUACACUGGUACGCAAGAAGGACCAGUACCUGCACCACAUGGACCUGCACCUCCUCUUCAACCUGGUGGGCUCCUCGUCCUCGUUCCGUGAGGGUGAGGGCUGGACGCCCAUCUGUCUGCCUAAGUUCAACACCGCCGGCUUCUUCCAUGCACACAUCUCCUACCUGGAGCCUGGCACUGACCUCUGCCUCAUCCUGGUCUCCACUGAUCGCGAGGACUUCUUCAACCUGUCCGACUGCAAGCACCGCUUCCUGGAACGCCUGCGCCGGCGCACUGCCUAUCAAGCCCUGCAGGAGGCGCUGAAGAACCCCAGUUACUCUGUGUCCCAGGUUGGCAUUCCAGAACUCCGACACUUUCUGUACAAGUCCAAGAGCUCGGGGCUCUACACCAGCCCGGAGUUCCCAGUGCCAUACCAGUCUGAAGAGGAGCAGGAAAGGAUCAUGGAGCUCUACCAGUACCUGCACAGUCGCAUACAUCACCCAACCCGUCCUCUGCGGUUCAUUUACUGUUGCGGCGAGUCGGAGAAUCUGCUGGCCUGGGUGACAAGUGGCUUUGAGCUCUACCUCUGUUUCAGUCCCCUGGGGACGAAGGCGUUGGCGGUAUCUGCUAUCAACAAGCUGCUCAAGUGGAUCAGGAAGGAGGAGGACCGCCUCUUCAUCCUCAGCCCACAGACCUACUGAGCCCCUGUAAAGGGAAGAAGCCCAGGCCGUGGCAAACCCUGUUGUCAUUCUUGUUCUAACUCGUGCCACAGCUAAACUCAGUGGCGCGCUUUGGAAUACCAGAGCGGAGGUACAAUGUUAGCUUUGGGGUGUCACGUGUGGUUCUGCACACUUCUUUAGUCACACCCCAUAGCUGCUCCUGUCUUUUUAAAGUGGUGGGUGCAGUUAUAGUGCAGUUUGUGCUCUAUUUCAGCCUGGUCACAGCUACUCUGAUAUUACCUGAGCUUCAGCAGUCAUCAUGUAUCAGCGAUGAAGCUGUAGGCUUCUAUGAAUGAUCGUACUGUGUACUGAUGGGUACACACUGGACACACCACUGAAGCCAUAAGUGGAGGAAGGGCGCAUGAUUGUCUAUCGCAAAAGAGCUUUGGUAUUGUUUUGGUUGUGGUUGCAGACUGCUGUGCAUUUCAACUGAAGAUGGCAGUGAUAACACUGGUAAAAAAUUGUGGAAGUUCUUAAAAUGCCUGAAUUGUUGAACAAAUUUUGUUUUUAUAUAACUGACCUUUCACUGUACUGGUUUGCUGUCCUAACAUAUCAAAUUAAUUUAUUUUACUUUUUUUGAAAGGAACCAAAAAACUUUUAGUGCCUCACAAUUUCAAACAGCUCUGCAAAUCCUGUACAACUGAGGGCAGGUUUGAAAUAACCAAAUGAAAGUUAAUGUUGAAGGCAACCUAACAUGGAAUUUGCUCCCAUUUUGGUGUCCAUCUUCAUAGUAUAACUGUACAUGUGGAAUUUCUUUUUUUUUAAACUUGUUUGAAAUAUGUCUGUGUGUGUUAUAUAUAACAUUACAUUUUUUUUCUUUAAGGAUGAAGGGGCCAAUUAUCUUUAAUUCCUGUGGUGUAUGUGGUGAUUCUCUGUGCUUGUACAGUACCUCUCUUUCUUCCAUCAUGCUGCAGGAGUUCGGUAUUACCUUUCAAAACUUUGCGCACCUGUAUUUCUUUUGUGACCUAAUACCUUCUUAUACUUAUGAUGAACACUUUUUUUUUUUUUUUUUUUUUACUGUUUGCACCAAUCAGCUACUUGGCUCAAUUAAUUUCAAAUUGACAUGUUCGUAGCAUUAAUUUGCUUUCACCAUAAAUUACUAUUAAUUAUAAAGGGCAAGGGUAACUGAAAAGAAGUGAUUUUUCUUUGUUUGCUUUUAUUAGCAAAUAGAGGUCUUGGUGCGUUAAUUUACUGUGUUGCACAUGGUGUGCUACUUGUUUUGGAAUUGGAGAGCAGUCGAAGAUAAACAGCUGAUUGUCUCAUAUCACAUGUAAAUGAAAGCAGACCCCCUGCAAAGACAGUAUGUAUGAGGACUUAAUACAUCAAUUCUUUUAAUAUUCAUGUUAAAUGAAAAAGAACUGAAUUAUUAGUGAUUCUUUUCACUCCCUUUAAUUUGUAUCAA
Messenger RNA from Scleropages formosus (Asian bonytongue), 3255 nucleotides. RefSeq names its product MON1 secretory trafficking family member A (gene mon1a). Gene Ontology annotation, biological process: vesicle-mediated transport; protein targeting to vacuole. Gene Ontology annotation, cellular component: Mon1-Ccz1 complex. The transcript is spliced from 6 exons. Bases 261 to 1835 code for a protein of 524 amino acids. Lineage: Eukaryota; Metazoa; Chordata; Actinopteri; Osteoglossiformes; Osteoglossidae. The record is from RefSeq and is a predicted model, not a curated record.